AUGUUCUUAUCAUCGACUAACGUUUAUUUUGUAAGAAAUAAAACUAUAAAUAAGUUGAAAAAUCGAUACCCCAUGCAUCCAGAUUUUGACAAUACGCCGACUGAAAAGUUUUUGGUGCAAAAAACACAAUUGUUAAAUCCUGGUGGUUUUGUCUGUGCUGUAGAUGAUCAGCUGAUUGUCUACCGCGGCAAAGCUUUAUUUAUUGAUCGGACCUAUGAGAGUCUGCAAAAUGUUCCUGUGCUCCGUGCACAGUUCUUAAAAAAGCACUUCGGUAUUGUGCAUAUUCUAAAAAAAGUAUAA
Messenger RNA from Vavraia culicis subsp. floridensis, 300 nucleotides. RefSeq lists its product as uncharacterized. The record is from RefSeq and is a predicted model, not a curated record. NCBI's taxonomy places the organism in Eukaryota, Fungi, Microsporidia, Pleistophoridae. The transcript has a single exon. Bases 1 to 300 code for a protein of 99 amino acids.